AUGCAGAUGGCAUCUACUUCUUCCGCUAUCGGCCCUGUGUCAACCAUUCCUUCCGUCUUCGAGACCGUGCAAGGCUACAAAGUCCCCGUCUUCUUUUCGCGCUACCCCGCCGGCAUCAGCAUUGCCGCUCAAGAAGUCGAAGAUGCCCUCAGAAAGAUUGACGAGGAAGCUUCUGAGGAAGGCACAAGGGAAAGGCGUCGAGCACUAAUCCGACACACCAACCCCUACGGAGACCCCUUCACCAUUUGCCACUGCUCAGCCUUUCCAGACAGACUAGCUUUGUUGUCCUGCCUGGUCGAGGUGAUGUGGAUUCAUGAUGACGUGACAGAGGAGAUGGAUCAUGCCUCUGCAUGCCGAGAGCAUGAUGAGCUGGCAAAGGUCCUUCAACUUGACAUUGAUCCAUCAAUGUUUGAGUCAGGAAAUGUGCGACAAAAGUCACUGGCAGUCGUACUUCGAAAGGCAAUUGACAUUGAUCCUGAGCAAGCUCCUGCUAUGAUCGAGAUGCUGAGGAACUACCUGGCAACAUUCGAUAAUAUCGGUGGUGACUUUACGCGAAUGGAGGAGUAUAUGCCCUACCGGAUCGCCAACUGCGGCUAUUGGAUGUCCUCUUACUUCAUCCGCUGGGGAAUGAAUAUGACUCUCAGUGAGGAGGAUUACGCCAGUAUCGAGCAGUUCGACAUUGCAAUGGGGAAUGUUCUCGGUCUGACCAAUGACUACUUCAGUUGGAAUAUUGAAAAAGACCAAGAGACAGAUCGAAUGAGAAACGGAGUGGUGGUUCUGAUGAAGGAGCAUAACACCACAGCGGAUGCGGCAAAGAUGAUGCUUCUCGGUGUUAUCGUCGAACAAGAGUCUCUGGCUGCAAAGCUCAAGGAGGAAAGAUUGAAGAAACCCGCUUCAAAGGAGAUUUUGCAAUACUUCGAGGCUAUUGAGCUUUAUGUUGGUGGAAGCUGCUAUUGGCACUCGACUGCGCCUCGGUAUCAGGUCUUUGAAUGA
Molecule: messenger RNA, 993 nt
Organism: Penicillium samsonianum
Lineage: Eukaryota; Fungi; Ascomycota; Eurotiomycetes; Eurotiales; Aspergillaceae
Product: terpene synthase family protein
Exons: 4
Coding region: 1-993 (330 amino acids)
Source: RefSeq, a predicted model, not a curated record